CACAAAGCAUACAUACACACAAAAGCAGAUUUGUGAACUAAGUUAUUUUAAAUUUGAUUUAUUUGUAAUUCUCCAUGUAGUUUUCAGCUGAUCGCUUAAAAGAGUAGAACAUUUUGCAAAAGCUGAGGAACACACCACGGGGAUACAACAUUGCGCUAAUAACAAGAUGUGAAUCCGUGACUAGCAAUUGGCUUUGGUUAUGUGCCAAGAGAUUCCGUGGCAAGAAGUCCCUUUUGAUCUGUGCGUAGGAAAGAACUACGAAUUUUGAGAAACCAUGAGUCAUUUGCUGUGGAUGAUAUGUCCAAGUCGCGUUUAUGCCAUACAUUUAAUAUCUAACGUAGAAUGUUUUGAUGAUAUCACAAAGAAAACAUCAGAACCAGAAAAGAACACAAACCUGCUGACAAAUUUGGAUAAGAAAGAGUGCUCCACUGCUUUUUGUAAAAAACGAGUUCUGAAUGAUGACAUACCAAGAAAAGCUCCGAGAGAACGGCCGAAACGAGGUGCAUUGCUAUUUAAAGGCAUCGCAAGAAUGAAGGAAAUAGCAACAAAAAGGAGUUUCAAAAUCAACACGCAGAAGGAGAUUAUUGAUUACUCUCCAUCGUCGAGUCACACAACAAUUUUGGUCAAUAAUGCCGCCACAGAAGACACUCGUGUGCGAAAAACACGAGAAAUACUAAGGGAAAGGUUUUAUUAUUCCUCCACCCAAACAAUUAUAAGUAUAAAGUUACCAUCCACUAUGCUUGUGCAAAACUUAAUUCAAUGUCUCCACCGAACAAAACAUUCCGUACAUGAAAACAAUAACACAAUUUACAGACUUACAUAUCAGAUUGCGGUUCUAGAUAUAAGCUCCUUAAUGAGACUCUUAUGUAGCUAUUUUUCUGGUCGGUGUUAUGUUUCUGCGGAUAAGAUUUAUAUUCGCAGUGCUGCAGAAUGGGAGUUGUCUAUUAAAUAUUUUGCUGUGGUCAGGAAUCGCAACAGAAGGGAACAAAGGUUAGACCUCUUACUUGAUAUUGCUGUAGCCUGCUAUAUAGCUGCUAUUUCUAAUAUUGAUAUUUUGGACGGAUUAAAAACAACAGCCAGCAGUAUUACAGGAACAGCUGCCGCCAACACAGCUACUUUCGGUCUUGAAACAGCGGCGCAGGUGGUUGGUAAUGCGGUUGCUGGUGCCGCCAUUAGCGCCAUCGUUGAUGUAGCAGUAUCUUCCACGUCAAUCUAUUUAGCAAAAAAACGGAAAGACAAAGGUGAAAUAAGCGAAAAAGAAUUUUCAACAAAAGUAAAGAAAACAGUUUGUGAAUCAAGCCUAAAGUUUGUGGGCGGAACAACAGGUUCCAUUCUGGGUCAGGUUUUGAUACCAGUACCCGUUGUAGGUGCAUUUGUGGGAGGUUUUUGUGGAAGCCUUAUUGGCUCUGGCAUCGGUAAGGGUAUUAACUAUGGCAUAAUUGACCGCAUUGCUAAAAAGAAACAAGAAGAUGAACAAACAAGCAAUAUAGAAGCAAAUAACCUCCAAGUGCAUAAAAGAGAGAGACGCGGCUACGUGCCCAAAAUAACAAUUUACAAUGAAUCCGAGAAUUGCUUUCAAGAAAAAACUUUCGAAAAGCCAAAAUCAAAGGCUGUGAUAUGGCGGGAAUCUGUAGUAAAAAAGAAGAGAGAAAAGAGAAUGGAUGUUCGUCCAUUUUUAACACGAUGGAAGAAUAAUUCUGCCAGUCAAGAAAACGAGGAACCAACCGGAUCCUCCAAAGAAAGAAAGAACGGCAAUGAAUCAGUUUUUUCGAAAUGGAAGUUAACUGUUGGAAAGAGUAAGUUAACUACAGAACAAUCUAUAUACAGUGCAACAAACUGUAUCUCUUCUGAAUCUCUACAAGCACCUCCAAAAGAUCAUAGCAUUAUUGUGCCCUAUCACUGUCAAAACUCCUGUGACGGAAGUUCUGUUAAUAACAGUCAAGCCAUGCAAGAACGAGUGCCGUCUUCGCUUAGGCGACUUCACGAGUCCUUUUUAAACAGAGCUAACCGAAAAGAUGUAAAAGCUGAAAGUGUGGAGCAUGACGGGGAAGUGAAAAAAGACGAGGGUAAAGCCGACGUAAAAACGAACGAGUUCGAUAGCCUGAUGAAGAAGUUUUCAUGGACGAAACAAAGAAAAAUUGAUGAAAGCGAUACGACAGAAAAGCCAGACGACAAGCGACUCUUGUCCAAAUUGUCAAUAAAAUCGAUAAAAAGCACGAUCCGUUCACUCAGUAAUUCAUCCGACGAGCAGCGCACGAUAGGAAGCAACAAUAGUGUAAACGAUUCAAGUAAAAACGAUAGCUCGUGUAUCGACAACAACGAAACUGAUUUUAGCAGAUGGUACAACUCUUACAGCUCGGCAAUCACAAGUGAAGAAAGUAGUGACUCGGUUUUUUUUUCACCGCAAGUAGAGCAUACAUUCUGCCGUUCGAGCAGCGCUUAUGAACAGAACAACCACAGGGAGAGAAAAUAUGGGAGGUUACAAAGAUUUUCUUUUUAUUCAACUAACGGUUCUGUAGACGCAGAAGGCAACGUGUACUCAGAGCAUGGGCACGGUGGGAAAAAUUUAAAUAAAAAACAACGCCGGACUGGAGCGUUUGGAAUUGUUCCUAAGAGUGAAGAAUCAGAAAUCUCAAAGUCACAUGAAAAAUCAUCAGCUCAAUUUCUAGAAGAACAAUCAAGUUUUGGACAAAAAGCCAAAAACCUCCUCGAGCUAACUAGAAAAGAAAGCAUGAAAGAAUUCUUUUCGUUUACCUCCUUUAAAAGAAAUGAAAGUGCAGUUCCGUCUAUGACAAAGAGCAAUAAAACAUUCGAAAGCAAAGUUAUACAUGAACAUUCUAAAGAAAGCAAUCUAUCCUCCUCCUUAGAUGUUUUAGCACGUUCUUCUACCGUUUGUGAGAACACUUCAAAAGAAAGUCGUUCCUUAAGUGUAAGUGCUCUGUUUUCGCCCAAUUAAAUAAGGAAUCAGGAAAUGGACUUUGAUACUAUGAACGUACAUCUGAAAAGCAAGUUAACCGAAAAAAUCGGUUAUGGAAAUUUCGUCAAGGUAGAGCGAAAGAGCAACGCAAACGACGGAAUUGGCGACCAUUUACAAACGCGCUUGGAUAUAAAGAAACCAGUCGAUAAAAAUACGCAUGUAAAAAAAGACCUCAUGGCUGGUAACGAAGAAAGGUUUCGUGCAGAAGAGAAGUAAAGUUAUAUUUCCUUAAAGAAAAAAAAUUGAAAAGAAAGCACUGUACGAUAGUUUCGAGAGACAGAGUUUAAUUCCGAUUUAGGUGUUUUAACCCGAAAACUAAUCCUAAAGGAUUGCACAGCAAAUAAGCACGUCUGUUUUACUAAUGUGAUUGUGAAAAGAAAUUUAAGCGUGAGUAAAUCUUUAAUGCCCAAUUGUUCCACACACGGACAGCAUAUUUCAAAUUAUUAAGUAUACAAUAGUAUGACUUUAUAUGCUUUAAAAAUCAGGACUUGAUAACUUAACCAAGUUACCAUUAACUUAACGAAAAUAAUUCAUGCUCGUAGGCCAAACAGAUAAUGUGAAAAAUUCGCGGUAAUAUUUAGGAAUGCCAAUUUUCGCGCAUCUGCGAAAAAAUUUAAUAGGCGCGAUUUCCGUUGCGCAAAAAUAAGUUCAAAUAUCGUAUGCUACCAAAAUGGUUUUUCGCAAAAAAUAGAAAUAAAAAUAUUGAGAAAUUGAUUACUUUUGUGUAUUUGAAGGUGCCAAUUGUAAAGAAUAUGGAGCGCUAGAAACGAAUUAAACGGUGUCAUAUAGCGUACAUAUCAUAUGGCAGACACCUUUUAUAGCAGACAUAUACCAUAUAACAGACACCUAUUAUAGCGUACAUACCACAUAACAGACACCUAUUAUAGCAGACAUACCAUAUAACAGACACCUAUUAUAGCGUACAUAUCAUAUAACAGACACCUAUCAUAGCGUACACACCACAUAACAGACACCUAUUAUAGCGUACACACCAUAUAGCAGACACCUAUCAUAGCGUACAUACCACAUAACAGACACCUAUUAUAACAGACAUAUCAUAUAACAGACACCUAUUAUGGCAGACAUACCAUAUAACAGACACCUAUUAUAGCAGACAUACCAUAUAACAGACACUUAUUAUAGCGCACAUACCAUAUACACGUUUUUGUUUUUAUAAGCAACUGGUUGCUACAAAACUGAGGCUGAAAUAUAGUCAAAAAUUAAGCAACUGCUAAGCAACUUAGGCUGAAUUCUACUACACACUUAGCAACCACUUAGAUCAGUCUUCCACAAGAAGGGGACAGAAAGAAUAUUUUCAACAUAAAACAUCUCUUCCUACAUAUAUAUAACAAAAUAAUAAAGCCCCUAAAAUGCAAAGUUAGUCAUCUAGUCCUUUAAAGAUAUUGAACA
Molecule: messenger RNA, 4387 nt
Organism: Hydractinia symbiolongicarpus
Lineage: Eukaryota; Metazoa; Cnidaria; Hydrozoa; Anthoathecata; Hydractiniidae
Exons: 1
Coding region: 275-2956 (893 amino acids)
Source: RefSeq, a predicted model, not a curated record